CUGCGGUCCACCGUCGGGGGCCGAACCCUUUUGUGGAAUGUCAGUCAGCAGAGCCCCUGUGCCUGGGCCGGAGUUAGGUGUGAGCAGAACAGAGUCACGGUGUUGCGUUUACCCGGCGUCGCUCUCUCCGGCGAGCUGCCGAAUGGGGUUUUUGCCAAUUUGACUGAGCUGCGAACUCUCAGUCUUCGCCUCAACGCUCUCACUGGUAACAUUCCUUCAGAUCUAGCUGCUUGUACUCGUCUCCGGAACUUGUACCUGCAGGGGAAUUUCUUCUCCGGCGAGAUCCCGGAGUUCCUAUUCACUCUCCGUGACCUCGUUCGGGUUAACCUCGGGGAGAACAACUUCACCGGUGGGUUCCCGACCGGGUUCGACAAUCUCACCAGGCUCAAGACUCUGUUCUUGGAGAACAACCAUCUGUCCGGCGCCAUUCCGACGGUGAAAUUGGGGAAAGUGGAGCAGUUCAAUGUGUCCAACAAUUUGUUGAACGGCUCUAUUCCUCAGAGGUUGAGGACUUUCGAUUCGGAUUCGUUUUUGGGCACUUCGCUCUGCGGGCAGCCCCUCGAUGCCUGCCCGGUCGAUGGUGCCCGCGGGACUGUGGUGGUGCCCAGCACGCCGUCGGCGACAGGGCAGUCCGUCGGGAACAGGAAGAAAAAGUUGUCCGGCGGGGCAAUCGCCGGGAUAGUCAUCGGGAGUCUUGUUGGUCUGUUGUUAAUAGUCAUGAUUUUGGUCUUCCUCUCACGGAAAAUCAGCAAGCAGAGAUCGAGAUCGAUGGACAUUUCAACAUUGAAGCCUCAAGACCUGGAAAUCAUGUCUGAGAAGCCCAUGGUGGAUGUGGACGGCGGCGUUGGCCGCAACGGAAGUAGUGGGUACUCGGUGGCUGCUGCCGCUGUGGCUGCUAUGGUGGGCAACGGCAAAGGAGGAGGAGAUGGUAGCUCUGGCGCCGCCGGAGCGAAGAAGCUGGUGUUCUUUGGGAAGACUACUAGGACGUUUGAUUUGGAGGACUUGUUGAGAGCCUCUGCAGAGGUUUUAGGGAAAGGAACAUUUGGGACUGCUUAUAAGGCAGUGUUGGAGUAUGGAACCGUGGUGGCUGUGAAGAGGUUGAGAGACGUGAAUGUGUCAGAAGGAGAGUUCAAGGAGAAGAUUGAAUUUGUGGGCGCCAUGGAUCAUGAGAGGCUUGUCCCCUUGAGGGCUUAUUACUACAGCAGGGAUGAGAAGCUUCUUGUCUAUGAUUACAUGUCCAUGGGAAGCUUGUCUGCUCUUCUUCAUGGCAACAAGGGUGCUGGUAGGACUCCACUGAACUGGGAAAUCCGUUCCUCAAUCGCCUUAGGAGCAGCUCGUGGCAUCGAAUACCUUCACUCCCAAGGCAACGAAGUCUCCCAUGGCAACAUCAAAUCCUCCAACAUCCUACUCACUCCGAACUACGAAGCUCGAGUAUCCGACUUUGGUCUCGCUCAUCUCGUGGGCCCCUCAUCGACUCCCAACAGGGUAGCAGGCUACCGCGCGCCAGAAGUUACCGACCCACGACGUGUCUCCCAGAAGGCCGACGUCUACAGCUUCGGCGUCCUCCUUCUGGAGCUGCUAACGGGAAAGGCCCCCACGCAUUCCCUCCUGAACGAGGAAGGCGUCGACCUGCCCCGCUGGGUUCAAUCCAUAGUGAAGGAGGAGUGGACCUCGGAGGUGUUCGAUCUCGAGCUCCUGAGGUACCAGAGCGUGGAGGAAGAGAUGGUUCAGAUGCUGCAGCUUGGAGUGGACUGUGCAGCUCAGUUCCCCGACAACCGGCCUUCGAUGGUCGACGUGACGAGGCGGAUCGAGGAGAUUUGCAGGUCGAAUGGCAGCGCCCGAGAUCCUCAGCAGCCUGCUGGUGAGGUGGUGGUCAGCCAUGGAGAUGAAAGCUCGAUACUUUGAGAGAGCAUUCAUACAUUUGCACAUCCCCAAUGAAUGUAGAAAAAUGCUCUCUCUCCCUUUUCAUUUCUUCCUCUCAGCCUCUUUUUUCUUGUAUGUCAUCAUCGACUCUAAAUGUGGUGUGUGGUCUUUGGUUGUCCUGUUUCUGGAGAUGUUGGUAUUUUGGUUCUGUCGUUAAUUUGCCAGUAGGAGGGUUUGUGAUUUGAUGGGUCAACAUCAUUAAUUUACAUUGGUGGGGUUGGUCAGUGGUUGGUUUGUGAUGUUUUAUCUAUCUAUCUGUGGUUGGUUGGUUGGUUGGUGGGUGAAGUGGGUUGGUUCAUGAAGGGAUAAGGACUAAGGAGGUUAUAGCUAUUAGUAGUGCUGUCUGUCUUCAAUCAAAAUGGUCCCUUUUCCUUCAAAGAUGGUAAC
Messenger RNA from Linum tenue, 2310 nucleotides. The record is from the annotation of a GenBank genome assembly. NCBI's taxonomy places the organism in Eukaryota, Viridiplantae, Streptophyta, Magnoliopsida, Malpighiales, Linaceae.